Molecule: messenger RNA, 7806 nt
Organism: Larimichthys crocea (large yellow croaker)
Lineage: Eukaryota; Metazoa; Chordata; Actinopteri; Sciaenidae
Gene: apc
Product: APC regulator of WNT signaling pathway
Exons: 17
Coding region: 266-7078 (2270 amino acids)
Biological process (GO): negative regulation of canonical Wnt signaling pathway; cell migration; Wnt signaling pathway
Cellular component (GO): cytoplasmic microtubule; catenin complex; beta-catenin destruction complex
Molecular function (GO): microtubule binding; gamma-catenin binding; beta-catenin binding
Source: RefSeq, a predicted model, not a curated record
AGUACACACACACACACACACACACAAGAUGGCGGACCGCAGCAGCAGCAGUUUCUCCAUAACAAAAAGGCCGAGUUAAAACUUCUCCCGGACUUUGUUCAACUCUUUUCCCGCUCCGACCGGACACAUGAGCGGCCUUCGCCGCUUCUAACGAUUCGUUUAACGGCUGCGUUGUUUCCUCGGUGAUGUUCCCGUGAAUACGCCGCUGUCUGAAGGACUUUGUCGUUGUCUCCAAACCGGGAAGGUCUGACGUGGGUCGUCGAACAUGGCAGCAGCGUCGUACGACCAGCUGCUGAGACAGGUGGAGGUGUUAAAGAUGGAGAACUCAAAUCUGCGACAGGAGCUGCAAGACAACUCGAACCACCUGACCAAACUGGAGACCGAGGCCUCCAACAUGAAGGAAGUUCUGAAGCAGCUUCAGGGCACCAUAGAAGAAGACUCUGGAGAGGCGUCUGGUUCACAGCUAGAGCUCAUUGAGAGACUGAAGGAGAUGAGCCUGGACUCAGCUGGGUUUAAGCCCAGGUCGAGGCCUCCUCUGCCCCCCUCACCGUCCUCCAGCUCAGCCUCUUCUGGCUCUGGAGCUCCUGGAGGGGCAGCUGGAGGUUCCGUAGCUCCAGGCCCGUCGACGACCACUGCCUUCCCCAGGAGGGGGCUGCCGUCUGUGGGCAGAGAUAGCCAUGACCGUUGCCUGGAAGAGCUGGAGAAGGAGAGGUCUCUCCUAUUGGCCGAGCUCGAAAAAGAGGAAAAGGAGAAGGACUGGUACUACACUCAGCUGCAGAACCUGACCAAGAGGAUCGACAGUCUGCCGCUCACCGAGAACUUCACUCUACAGACAGACAUGAGUCGUCGUCAGUUGGAGUUUGAAGCUCGUCAGAUCCGAUCAGCGAUGGAGGAACAGCUUGGCUCGUGUCAGGAGAUGGAGAGGAGAGCUCAGGCUCGUGUGUCUCGUAUCCAGCAGAUAGAGAAAGACAUCCUGAGACUGGGAGCUCGGCUGCAGGUGGAGGAAGCUCAGGGGGCGAGUGACAGCAGUGGAUUGGCUGCAGCUCAGAGCUCCAGCAGCCGUUUGGACCACGAGCCAGCCAAUGAGGCAAGCUACUCUAUACCUCGACGAAUCACCAGCCACCUGGGAACCAAGGUGGAAAUGGUGUACAGUCUUCUAUCCAUGUUGGGAACUCACGAUAAAGACGAUAUGUCGCGGACGCUGCUCGCCAUGUCGAGCUCUCAGGACUCGUGCAUUGCCAUGCGUCAGUCCGGCUGUCUGCCUCUGCUCAUCCAGCUGCUCCAUGGCAACGACAAGGACUCGCUGUUGCUAGGUAACUCUCGCGGCAGUAAAGAGGCUCGUGCAAGGGCGUCGGCAGCAUUACACAACAUUGUUCACAGUCAGCCGGAUGAUAAGAGAGGUCGGCGUGAGAUCAGAGUGCUCCACCUCUUGGAGCAGGUGCGACAUUACUGCGAGGCGUGUUGGAGCUGGCAGGAGAACCACGAGAGAGGAGUUGACCAGGAGGACAACCCUAUGCCAUCUCCUGUGGAGCAUCAGAUCUGUCCAGCUGUUUGCGUCCUUAUGAAACUUUCCUUCGAUGAAGAACAUCGACACGCCAUGAAUGAACUUGGUGGUUUGCAGGCGGUGGCAGAGCUGCUACAGGUGGACUGCGAGAUGUUCGGUCUGAGCAGCGAUCAUUACAGUGUCACACUGCGGCGAUACGCCGGCAUGGCACUAACCAACCUCACCUUUGGAGACGUAGCCAAUAAGGCCACGCUGUGCUCCAUGAAGGGCUGCAUGAGAGCGAUGGUUGCCCAACUGAAGUCUGACAGUGAAGACCUUCAGCAGGUCAUAGCAAGCGUGUUGAGGAACUUGUCGUGGCGUGCUGACGUCAACAGUAAGAAGACUCUGCGGGAGGUGGGCAGCGUGCGAGCAUUAAUGGGCUGUGCUCUUGAGGUCCAGAAGGAGUCGACUUUGAAGUCUGUACUGAGUGCGCUCUGGAACUUGUCAGCUCACUGUACAGAAAACAAGGCGGAUAUCUGCUCAGUGGAUGGUGCUCUGGCAUUUCUGGUGGGAACAUUGACACACCGCAGCCACACGAACACCCUCGCCAUCAUCGAGAGUGGUGGCGGCAUCCUGCGCAAUGUCUCCAGCCUCAUCGCCACCAAUGAGGCACACAGGCAGAUCCUGCGUGAGCAUGGCUGCCUGCCAACUCUGCUGCAGCACCUGAAGUCUCACAGUCUGACCAUCGUGUCUAACGCCUGCGGGACUCUCUGGAAUCUGUCAGCCAGAGACGCCAAAGAUCAGGAGGCAUUAUGGGAGCUGGGCGCUGUGGGAAUGCUGCGCAACCUUAUCCAUUCCCGGCACAAAAUGAUCGCCAUGGGUAGUGCUGCUGCCCUGCGCAACCUGAUGGCUAACCGGCCGGCACGCUACAAGGACGCAAGUGUAGUGUCACCAGGCGCCGGUGCCCCGUCACUGCACGCCCGCAAACAGAAGGCAUUAUUUGAGGAGCUGGACGCCCAACAGCUGUCAGAGACUUUUGACAACAUCGACAACCUGAGCCCCAAGGCGGCACACAGGAAGGGGCGGGGCUGUAACGGUGCUGGAGGAGGAGGGAGUGGAACACGCUCGUAUGCCAACACGCCAGUACUUUCGAGCCCAAAGAAUGGAGAUGGAUCCAAGAGGACAAACGAGGAAGUGUCGUACACUCGGCCGGUGUUCCCACCGAGUGUCCGAGCGUCGAGCGACAGCCUCAACAGUGUGACGAGUGCCGACGGAUAUGGCAACCGCGGCAAGACCAAACCAUCAUCAGAGCCACUCUACUCAUCAGAUGAGAGUGGAGCCAACAAGUGCUGCGUCUACAGGAAGUACCCGGCCGACUUGGCACACAAGAUCCGCAGUGCCAACCACAUGGCGGACGACGAUGGCGCAGAGCUUGACACGCCCAUUAACUACAGUCUGAAGUACUCAGACGAACAGUUGAAUUCUGGGAGACAGAGUCCAAGUCACCGUGGUGGCAUAGAGAGUGACGAGGACGACCGACAGGAUGCCAGUCUGAGGAACGACUCGGCAACAACCAGCAGCCGGAUAACGUCUGUCCCGCCACGCUACGUUGUUGCCACGACAACAUCAAGCUACGGUGGUGACUCGACAAGUGAGCAGCCAAUUGACUACAGCCUGAAGUAUGGCACAGACUCCACCCGCAAACCCCUGUUCAAACCAGACGAGGCGGCUGCCUCCUCCGCCCCUCCUCCUCCAUCAGCCUCUACCAACAAACUCCGACCCCCUCCACCCACAGCCACUCGGACGGUGGCAAAAGGAAACCAGGAGUCCACCCAAACAUACUGUGUGGAGGAUACGCCUAUUUGCUUCUCCAGAGGCAGCUCACUCUCUUCACUGUCAUCAGAAGAGGAAGAGGAAGACGGCGAUGUCACUGAGAGGCAGAGAGGCGGAAGCGUUGUCUGCGGUGGUGGAAAUAACGACUACCCAACACUUCCUGUCAGCGAGAAAGAUGCACACGAGCAGCAGCAGAGACAGCAGAAGGAGGCGGAGAGCCAGACCGCUGCCGCCACUGCUCCCUCCACUCGUGGAAGACGAGGUCAUCACCACCAUCACGGCCACGCCCAUCACCACCAUCACCACCACCAUGUGACGACAUCUUCGGGCACCAGGACUCCCAAGAGUCCUCCGGAGCAGCCUUAUGCUCAGGAGACACCGCUGAUGUUCAGCCGCUGCACGUCCGUUAGUUCCCUUGACAGCUUCUCCACCUCGUCAAUCGCCAGCUCUGUGCGCUCAAGUGAACCGUGCAGCGGUGUGCCAAGUGGCGUGGUCAGCCCCAGUGACCUGCCUGACAGCCCAGGACAGACCAUGCCCCCGAGCCGCGCCAAGACACCACCACCGCCGCCGCAGAAAACAAAGGAGCAGGAAAAGACCAAGAAGGACGAGGAGGAGAGCAGCGUCGAUGUCCUGCUGCACUUCGCCACAGAGAGUACGCCGCAUGGCUUUUCCCGAGCUUCAAGUCUGAGCGCACUCAGUCUGGACGAGCCGUACAUCGCAGCUGAGAUGAAGAAUAAGAAAGAGGAGGAAGAGGAUGGAGGGAACGAGGAGAGGGAGCAGGAGGCGCAGAAACCGAUCCUUGACGAAUCAGAUGAUGAUGACGACAUCGAGAUCCUGGAGGCCUGCAUCAACAUGGCCAUGCCCAAGUCAUCACGGAAACCAAAGAAACCACAACAAGCUGCACCACGGAAACCCAGCCAGCUUCCUGUUUACAAGCUCCUCCCACCUCGCACCCAGUCACAGCCAAGGAAGGACAUGCCGCCGCCGCUGGUGGAGGAAGUGCCAAGGGUUUACUGUGUAGAGGGAACACCGCUCAAUUUCUCCACGGCCACCUCGCUCAGUGACCUGACCAUUGACUCCCCACCCAAUGAGGAGGCAGCUGUCAUACCUGUAGCCCCUCCCACCUCUGCCCAGAGGCGGCGGGCAGGACUUCCUGAGGGUGAGAAUGGUGACGACAUUCUUGCCGAGUGUAUCAACGCUGCCAUGCCCAAAGCCAAGCCCAGAAAACCAAUCAGAGCAGCAGUGAACAGUGAGCACCUCCAAGCCCCGCCCCUUCCCCCACCUCUUCCUCCUCCAGCCCCGCCCCCUCUCAGCUUACAGCAACCCAAGAAGAAGCCAACAUCGCCGGUGAAACCAAUGCCCCAAAGGGCGGUGUACAGUGUCGCCACGGCAACAGCUGCCAAAUCAAAACCAGGGUUUGCCUUUGACUCACCACGCCACUACACGCCCAUCGAAGGAACACCAUGCUGCUUCUCACGCAACGACUCGCUGAGCUCGCUUGACUUCGAUGAAGAUGAUGGUGCGGAGAAGGAUGAAGAAGAGAAGAAAACAAAAGAAGAAGAGGAAGGAAGGAAGAGGAAGCAGCAGACGGCCGCUGUUUUCCCUCGAACGAAACCAGCGACCAACCCGACGGCAACAGAUGAGAAGCAGAAGUUCGCCAUCGAGGACACGCCUGUCUGCUUCUCCAGAAACUCCUCCCUUAGCUCGCUGAGCGACAUUGACCAGGAAAACAACAACAAGGAGUUUGCGCCGCCGCCACCACCUGACCAGCAAGAUGGAUGCAAAGCAGGAAAAAAGUCUCCUCCUCCUCCUCCUCCACAGGUAGAGCCUAAACCCCGCCCCCCGGUGGCCAGUGGCUACGCCCCCAAAGCGUUCCACGUGGAGGACACGCCCGUCUGUUUUUCCAGGAACUCGUCGCUCAGCUCGCUGAGCAUCGACUCGGAAGAUGACCUGCUGCAGGAAUGCAUCAGCUCCGCCAUGCCCAAAAAGAAGAAGAAGGCUGCUGCCGCUGCUGCCGCCGCCGCUACAACUGCCCCUGCUGCUGUUGCCACACCACUUCCUGUUCCCAAAGCCAGCGAUGGCAUCCUGGCUGAGGAGGAACCUUUGGAGGCCCCCAGAAGCCCAGCUUCCCCCGACUCUGAGUCCUUUGAUUGGAAGGCAAUACAGGAAGGUGCCAACUCUAUCGUCAGCAGCCUGAAUGCUGCUGCUGCCGCUGCCUCAUCAUUGUCACGCCAACCGUCAUCAGACUCUGACUCAGUCCUGUCCCUUAAGUCUGUGGGCUCGCCGUUCCGCCUACCAGCAGCCAAUAACAAUGCUGAAGAAGAAGAGGCGGAGGAGAAGGAGGCAAUGGCAGUGAAGCGAGGGGCGAGGAUUCUCAAGGCCGGCGAACGGACGACAUUGGAGGCAAAGAAGGAAGAGGAGGAGGAGGCGAAGGCGCUGAGAGGUGGGAAGAAAGUGUACAGGAGUCUGAUUACAGGUAAACCGAGGGUGGAGCCAGCAGCCAGGGGGCGGAGCAAACCCAGAGCAGCAACUGUGGCCAAAGCUCCAGGAAGCAGCGAUGGUGCAGAGAGAGGAGGCGGGUCCUCUCGAGACUCUACGCCGUCUCGCUCUUCCACUGCAGCCAAUCAGAAAGGAGGGAAGCUGUCGCAGCUGCCGCGCACCGCUUCUCCAGGAAGCGCAUCAUCUUCAUCAUCGGCCUCCAGACCAGUCAAACAGAGCGUGGCACCGAGAAGCAGCGGCGGCAUUCCGAGGAGCGAGUCAGCGUCUCGGGUCAGCGGCUCCACAGCAGCCAAGAAACAGAAGGCGGAGCCAGAGAAGCCAGCGCUCGUCCGUCAGUCGACAUUUAUCAAAGAAGCUCCAAGUCCAACACUGAAGAGGAAGCUGGAAGAGUCGGCGGCUGCAGCGGCACUCGAGUCGCCGUCCAGCCCUGAUACACCGUUACCCUCAACAACCAGGAAACACGAUGUGAACCGCUCCCACUCUGAGAGCCCAUCACGGCCUCAGGAAGUGACAUCAUCGCGGUUCAGCCGCACUGGCACCUGGAAGAGGGAAAACAGCAGUGGGGGAGGAGCAGGGAGCGCUGGUAAACAUUCAACAUCGCUACCACGCGUGGGGACGUGGAAAAGAACAGGAAGCUCGUCGUCUGUGCUGUCUGCAUCAUCAGAGUCUAGCGAGAAGGGGCGGAGCGAGGAGGAGAGCGCUGUGAGGUCAAAAGGAACAUGGAGGAAGACGAAGAGCGGCGGUGGUGACUCAUCUUCAGGGCGGAGCUUCACAGACAAAUCAGAAGAUGUGUGGGUUCGUCUGGAGGACUGUCCCGUCAACAACCCACGCUCCUCCUCUUCCUGUUCAGCACGCUCUCCCACCGCUACCAACGCCCCACCCGUCAUCGACAGCCCUGCGCCCUGUAAGAUCCCCUCCUCUUCCUCCUCCUCUUCCUCCAACCUCAACUUGCGCCGGAGCUGCGAGAGCCUUGACGACAAGCCACCACCGCCUCCACCCGAACGUCAACAACAGCAGCGCAGUCAGCAGCGCAGUGGCGCUGUGGCAGCUCGAGUCAGCCCCUUCAAUUACACCCCGAGCCCCAGAAAGAGCAAUGCUGAUGUCACCGCUGUGCCAACCACCACAACAUCAUCAUCAACGACCCCUACACGACCUUCACUCAUCCCCACCCCUGUCACCAAGAAACGGGAGCCGAAGGGUGGAGAAGGUGGAGGUGGUGGCAGCGGUGGUGAACGUGGCUCCUACAUCGUGACAUCAGUGUAAAAAGAGUGUGUAAAUACAGAGAGAGAAAUGUGUUUGUGAACUCAACUGUACAGGAAGUGAGUCUGUAUUUAAGUGCUAAGCCCCACCCCUCUCCUCUUCCCUCAUUGCCCCCUUUACCUGUCAGUCAAGCUUCUUUAUUGGAUGAGAUUAAAAAUGAACUUUUUAUGUUUUUAUACCACUAAAAUUAUGUGUAGCGCUUAGCUUUGCCCCCUCUGCCUGUUGCCUGUCUCUGCAUGGUCCCGCCUCCUACUUUAACAAUGCCAGUUACUAUGGUAACGACUAUGACAACAAUGAUGAUGAUGUUUCUGCUAGCUGUAGCGUUUGAGCUGAUUCUGCUCUUUAAAGUUUUCAUGUUGUUUUGAGGGAGUUUGGAUCUGAAGUCUGGUUCUGGUCUGGUUCCGUCCAGUUCUAGUCUGGUUCAGAACCGCUCCAUAAUCUGAAUUUAAUCCGGAGCAAGACGUUUGCUGCCGACUGAAGCUGAAAACUUUAUUCUGAAAAUCAUGGGUUGGUGAACUUCCUGUCAGCUGUAAACGUGGCGCUCUGUCGCCUUGGAAACAGAUAACACUGUAAAACGUAAGUUAUUGCUGUAAAACUUCAAACUUUUUAACUUUGAAGCACAUAAUUUAAAAUGAUUGAUGGCUGUAACCUGAUUUUCACUGUUUUUAUGUUGAAGCUGGAACGUCAAAGGAACGUUAAAUGAAGAAUAAAAUUCAACAUUUUACUGCAAA